AUGAGUUCUGCACCGAAUGGGCGCAAAAAGCGCCCCGGCCGCUCCACUCGCUCCUCGAUCUUUCAGAUCAGCAAGCCGACGCUGCCGAGCGGGGACUGUGAGCGCAGGGGCAGCGGCUCCGAGAGCGCCCACAAGACCCAGCGAGCCCUGGACGACUGCAAGAUGCUUGUCCAAGAAUUCAAUACCCAAGUGGCCCUGUUUCGAGAGUUAGUCAUUUCUAUUGGGGAUGUCUCAGUCAAUUGUCCAUCUCUAAGGGCGGAAAUGCACAAGACCAGAACCAAAGGAUGUGAGAUGGCCAGACAGGCCCAUCAAAAACUUGCUGCAAUCUCGGGCCCAGAAGAUGGUGAGAUUCAUCCGGAAAUCUGCAGGCUUUACAUCCAGUUGCAGUGUUGCUUAGAAAUGUAUACCACGGAGAUGCUAAAAUCCAUAUGUCUGCUAGGAUCGCUUCAGUUUCAUCGAAAAGGAAAGGAACCUGGAGCGGUGAUCAAGAGCUUGGAAUGCAAAACUGAAGAGGGUCCAGAAGUCCCCAUUCUAGAGGAUACUCAGUCUUCAGCGGUAGACAUUCAGCAUCAUUCCUGGCAGGUUUCCACAGAUAUUGAGAAUACUGAAAAAGACAUGCGAGAAAUGAAAAACCUUUUAAGCAAACUCAGGGAGACUAUGCCUUUACCAUUGAAAAAUCAAGAUGACAGCAGCCUCCUGAACCUGACUCCUUAUCCACUAGUUAGAAGACGGAAGAGAAGAUUCUUUGGUCUAUGCUGCCUCAUCUCAAGCUAGACAAUGUCCCACAAAACUCCCCCAUGAAAGCCAGAACAUCAAAAAAAUAGAUGUCAUUUGCUCUCCAGAUGGAUAAACCACACAGUUAUUGGUUAUUGACUAUGUUUUCUAUACUUCCCUCUUAAU
This is a messenger RNA of Gracilinanus agilis (Agile Gracile Mouse Opossum), 900 nucleotides long. It is a transcript of the gene RGS7BP, whose product is annotated as regulator of G protein signaling 7 binding protein. Lineage: Eukaryota; Metazoa; Chordata; Mammalia; Didelphimorphia; Didelphidae. Gene Ontology annotation, biological process: G protein-coupled receptor signaling pathway. Gene Ontology annotation, cellular component: nucleus; postsynapse; neuron projection. The record is from RefSeq and is a predicted model, not a curated record. The coding region runs from base 1 to 774 and encodes 257 amino acids. The transcript is spliced from 6 exons.